This is a messenger RNA of Hibiscus syriacus, 753 nucleotides long. RefSeq lists its product as uncharacterized. The record is from RefSeq and is a predicted model, not a curated record. The transcript has a single exon. NCBI's taxonomy places the organism in Eukaryota, Viridiplantae, Streptophyta, Magnoliopsida, Malvales, Malvaceae. Bases 98 to 574 code for a protein of 158 amino acids.
GAAGCCCAGCAGCAGCAGCCUCAUCUGACUUUUCCAAUAAAAAAAUCCCCAAAUUUUCCUUUAUCCCAUCACAACUAAGAUCUCCGCUCGCUCAAAAAUGGCGUUCCCAAGCGCAAUCAUCAUCUUCGUCACUCUAAUCUCCCUCCCAGCUUCUUUAUUCGCCAUAGCCGACGACGAAAAGCUAUCAGCGUACCAAGCUCUUCAACAGUACGACUUCCCAAUAGGCAUCCUUCCCACCGGCGUGGUUGGGUACGAUUUGAACAGAGAGACCGGGGAAUUUUCAGCUUAUCUGAGCGGAACCUGCAACUUCGCCAUUGAUUCGUACCAACUCAGUUACAAAUCUACAAUACAGGGAGUGAUCUCCUCGGGCAGGAUCAGGAACUUGAAGGGCGUGAGCGUUAAGGUUCUCUUCUUCUGGCUUAACAUCGUGGAAGUGAUACAUGAGGGUGACGAGAUGAAAUUCUCCGUUGGGCUGGCUUCGGCGAACUUCCCUAUUGACAACUUUUAUCAGUCUCCACAGUGUGGUUGCGGAUUCGACUGCAAUCACUUGGAUGCUUUGGUUUCUUCUACUUAGGUAAGUGCUGAUAUAGACUACAUAAUUCAUCGUGUUAGGUGUUGUUAGGGUAUGGCAUAGGGUUUUCCGAUAACAAUAAUUUAUUAGAGGGAUCAAUUCUCAUGAUUUGUUUCCUAUGUUUUAUUUUGGUAAACUACAUCCAUGGUCACUAAUGUUUGAAUAAGUAUUUAUUUUUCUUC